AUGGCGUUGGGGGGCUCGCACCCAGCAGAGAUCGACGAGGAUCUGCACAGUCGGCAACUCGCCGUCUAUGGCCGCGAGACCAUGCGGAGGCUCUUCGCGUCCAGCGUCCUCGUUUCGAGGAUGCAGGGUCUUGGUGUUGAAAUUGUGGGUAACGGAUGUGGCAGUAAAGGAUGCAGUGGGGAAGGAUAUCAUGGUAGAAAACAUGAUGGCAGCAGACACAAAUGUAGCGAUAGUAGCAUAUACAAAGGAGACAACAACAAUAACAGUAGAAGCAGUGACAACGGACGUAAUGUUAGAGAAGAUGGGAGGAAGGGGAUGAGGGAAGGGAAAAGGGGAUAA
Messenger RNA from Sphenostylis stenocarpa, 339 nucleotides. The record is from the annotation of a GenBank genome assembly. NCBI's taxonomy places the organism in Eukaryota, Viridiplantae, Streptophyta, Magnoliopsida, Fabales, Fabaceae.